AUGCCACCACCACCCCCUCCGCCUCCGCCCAUGCCGCCCAUGGGUCGAGGAGCUGGAGGGCCACCGCCGCCACCGCCUAUGCCGGGGAUGAAGGCGCCGGGAGGGAAACCGCCGUCAGGAGCAGGAAGAGGUGCACUUUUAGGAGACAUCAGCAAGGGCAUGAAGCUGAAGAAAGUCACACAAGUCAACGAUCGGUCGGCGCCAAUAGUAGGCAAAGUGAGCGGUGGGGCGAGUGCAGCGCCCAUGGGAGCACCAGCAAUUCCCGGUAUGGGCAAGCCGCCCGCAGUCCCUGGGCUUGCGCCGCCAGUUCCUGGAGGAGGAAACCGCGCGAGAAGCAACAGUGAUACUGACAGCGGUGCCGGACUGGCCGCACCACCACAGCUGGGAGGGUUGUUCGCGGGCGGCAUGCCAAAGCUGAGGAAGUCGGGCGGUGUCAAGACUGGCGCGGACCAAGACCAUGCGCCAUACCUCUCAGAUCCCGAAUCAAAUCGCGCUUCAGCACCCGCACUACCACGAGGAGCAGCACCAAAGCCUCCAGGAGCGCCCCCCUCAGCUCCUCCUGCGCCGCCAGGUGUACGGCCAGGUAUCAACGCUCUUCGUGGAGAGUCGCGGCCGUCUUCAGUAACCAGUAUCAGUGGAAAGCCCAAGCCACCACCGCCAAUUGGAAAGAAACCACCUAUCCCACCUCCCUCGUCUCGAAAGCCAUCUAAUCUUGCUCCUCCACCGCCAGCUCCAUCCCCAGUUCGCGCACCGCCCGUGCCAGGAAGCGCCCCUCCUCCACCGCCUCCAGUUUCCACACCUUCCGCACCACCUCCACCACCGCCGCCUCCUGCAUCAACGUCGCCACGACCCACUGGACUUCCUCCAGCGCCCCCUCCUCUACCUCCUUCGCCAGCGCCACGAGCACCAGCACGGUCGACACCGCCCCCACCGCCUCCACCGGAUGACGAUGAGUACGACCCGUAUAAAUACAACUCUCACGCACCCUCGGCACCUGCACCACCACCACCGCCUCCAAAUGGUCAUACACCAUCACUCGCAGAAAUAGCAGCCCGAAAUAAUGCAUUUGGUCACUCAACACCCGCCGCUCCGCCGCCACCGCCUCCAGCCUCACCACCAAGCGCCCCAGCGCCUCCCCCGCCCGCCGUUGCGCCCCCAAGCCGAUCAUCCACCCCCUCGCGCUCCAUGAUAGACCCAGCCUCUUACACGUUAACAAACGGCGGUGGAUCGAGCACCAAGAGCCACAGCAGUUCUGGCGGUGGCCAAAAAGGAAGAGUCCGACCCAUCCACGACUUGCGCUGGCGAUUCCAGGACGAAGGCCAGUUUCCCCGCCCCCGCGAAUUCACGGGUAGCACGAAGAAAUAUCGGGCUGGAAGGGGGAGCAGUGUUCCUUUGGAUCUUAGCGCUUAUGAGUGA
Molecule: messenger RNA, 1416 nt
Organism: Bipolaris victoriae FI3
Lineage: Eukaryota; Fungi; Ascomycota; Dothideomycetes; Pleosporales; Pleosporaceae
Exons: 2
Coding region: 1-1416 (471 amino acids)
Molecular function (GO): actin binding
Source: RefSeq, a predicted model, not a curated record